This is a messenger RNA of Diutina rugosa, 654 nucleotides long. RefSeq names its product Mrv2p (gene MRV2). Bases 1 to 654 code for a protein of 217 amino acids. NCBI's taxonomy places the organism in Eukaryota, Fungi, Ascomycota, Pichiomycetes, Serinales, Debaryomycetaceae. The transcript has a single exon. Gene Ontology annotation, cellular component: membrane. The record is from RefSeq and is a predicted model, not a curated record.
AUGGUGUUGAACAAACUGCUUUACAGCAAAGUGAUCCGAGGCUGCCAAUUGGCCCUCUCCAUCGUGUGCUUGGGGCUUGGCGCGAAGCUUGUGGACGAAUUCCUGUGGGACUACAAUAACCUCGUUGUCGCCACGCUGGUGAUCUCGUUGGUGUGGCUCGUCGUCGUGUGCUUGCCCCAGUGGGUACCGUCGUUGUUGGUGGUUUUUGGUCGAGUUGGCGUCACUGCCAUCGGCGAAUUUGUCGUCAUGGUGCUUUGGUUGGCGCUGUUUGGGGUGAUGGCGGACCAGUUUGGGUCGGCCAGCUGCUCUCGGUUCUACACGACGUUUUGUGAGGUUGGUAAAGCCGCCAUUGCCAUGACCAUCGUCCAAUGGCUUCUCUUCGUGGCGUCGUUUGUGCUUUUCAUCAUGUUUUCCGUUGUCCCUGUCGUUCGUAAUGCCGGUGCCGGUGCGUCGUUUAAUCGCCAAUUCGACUACUAUUUCGGUAGUAUCUUUGUCAGAGACGUCCCCUUGGCCUCCACCGUGCAAGUGGACCCCGAGAACCCCGAGAACCCCGUGGCUGUGGAAUCGCUGAUCUCCGCUGACGGCAAACAGGCGUCGUUGGUGGAACCUACGAUCGAUAAGAUCCCUGACCCUGAACCUCAACCUACCAACUAA